AUGGCUGAGGAUAGUUCUCGGCCCCGAACACUAGGCCAUGGACCGCAGCUCUCGCCUGUCGCAGGGAAAUUAUUGCCGACAAAAUGCAAGGAAAACACACUGGCCUAUUGUCCUACGAUGGACCUUAUUGCCCUAGUGACUGAGGAUGACGAAUUGCACGUCUUUCGCCUCAAUGGGCAGAAAGUCGUCGGAGGCUUGUUUAAAGGAGAUCCGUAUUUGGAUGAAGAUGAUGGCCGCGGUGAGAUUCGAAGGUUGAUGUGGAAAGACAAUGGUGAGCUCAUUACCAGUAUCUGGGAUCCGAAUAACUGGGGUUUAGGUCAUUUUCUUGCUGUCGCUUGCGCGGAUAACACCAUCCGCGUCAUCAGCUCAUACAGUGGCAAAACUGUCCACCAGUAUCCUGCAUAUCAACCGCCGGAUGGCUCUGAUCAGUCUGUUAAAGUGACCUGUCUGGGAUGGGGCGUGAACUUCACCGAUAGUAAGGCUGCACAGCGGAGUCUUCAAGACGGCGCUGGGCAUAUCACCCUUGAGGAUUUGUUGACACCAGAUGUUCAUCCAUCUAAAGUUGCUGCCGUUCUCAAAGCGGACUUACCAAGGGAGCUCGCACUGCUGGACAUUGAAAGUUCGCUACCUAAACUAAGCACUCUACCCGCGACGGGGGGCGAUGAUGAUGUGUUUAGCUCUCGAGCAUCUAUCGAUGCCAUGUUUCGCCCCACGGCAAACACCGGUGAUGCCGUGGAUGUCUUGCUGGUCGGACUGGAUAAUGGGACUGUUCAUUUGCGCAUCUUCGACUGCUUUGAAAUUGGCUCUUUUGAAGUUGGAGGGUCUAUCAAGAACUCCAGCUCAUGCAAAAUUUUCCAACACGCUUCGCAUCCCUUGAGUUCGACACAUGCGUUACUAGCAUCGACGACUCCGACGGAAGAUGCUUCCAGUUAUUUGUAUCUUGUUACAUUGGAUCUUCGUUUUAUUACAAGAUCGGGGAGAUAUCUCUCUCUCCUUGCUUACAAAACAACGCAGCUUCAAAACCUGCUUCGGUAUAUCGGCCAGGUGCAGAGGCAAAUUGAACUUGAGUGGAAAAAUGCCCAGGAGCUGCCUACAAGAUAUAUGCGGAGUAUAAACGAGGAUCUACAGGAGAAAUGUCAUUGCGACUUUGUCACGGCUGCGUAUCACCUAGUCGUCACUGGGGAUUGUUUUGCGCCAUUGAAAGAGUUUUUAGUGGAUAUUGUUGGAGAAAGGGGACAUAAGCGAUGGGAGAAAGCUGUCGCAAGCGGCUACGAAAAUGUGCGCCGCUUGGUACAUGAGUGUCUUCUUCCGGCCUUGGAAAGGUGUCAAGUACAGCUCAGCCGGCUCAUCGGACUUUCCAAAUUCCACAAACUGAGCGAGGUUUUGGGCUUGGAGACAUCUGAUUUGAAUGCAAUCGUUGAGACGAUGGACUGUCUUCAGCUUUUAGCUCACAACAUUCUGAUCCACACUAACGAUGAAAUUGGCCAGUUCAACUCAUUCUCGAGAUGGCUUCGCCAUGAGAUAGACAUGCAAAGCGCAGAGCCAAUGUCGCAGACACUAGAAGAAUUGAUGGAAAAGACAGACAUGAUCGAAUACCCUCAGACCUUGAAAUAUAUCAGAGGAGCUCUAACUAAGAGCAAACUUCGGAAUUAUAUUCAGCAACUACCUAUGGUUGGAGUACCAAAGCCAGCAUCUGCUGCCACGGAUAAAUGGGUGCCUACAGGGCACGACAGAUCCUUCUACGACACUUUCAAGAAAUUACUUGAGCAGCAAAAUCAAUGUCCGGAUGAUGUAGAUCCCGCGAAACUUCCCAAGAUCAAUGAUCUAACUAAGCGCCUAAAGUUGCAAUUUGAGAAGGUCUUUGGACAAAUUGCAUUGACACAACGGAGAGGCAUCCUUCAUCGAUCGCCACUUGCUCUCCACUCCGAUUGUGAUCAGAAUGUAAUAGAUAUGACGAUGCACUAUGAGGAUAUUGAGGACCAGAGUUUGUGUGUGAUAUAUGUGGCCACCCGGUCGACUGAUUCCAUCAGUAAGAUGUAUCUGUAUCGCCUGGUUUUAGAUUCUGCAAAUGGGGUUAGCUCCCCCCGAAGCACUUCCAUAGGGGCUGUCGAUCUGCAAGAAGGAGAUAUUCGUCAGAUCCAGUUCGUGGAGGACAACACUCUUAUGCUGCUUUGGUCUGAUAGUCGAGGGUCCUUCUCUCUUCUGCACUUCACCUUCCAGCCUGUGGCCCCAGGAAAAGUUGAUGCAGCUGCCGAUUCCGUUUCACCUUUGCCCAUUGAGUUUCAUGACUACGAUAGUGGCCAAACCUCACUGAGACCUAUCACAGCCACGACGCUGGAUCUUGCUUCGCCUGGGUCGGCCUCUACAGAGCUCAUUAAGCAUAGAUUCGCCGUGUCUGGACACAAAGGAAAACCGGCUAGGAUCGAGACUAAUGGACGACGCGGCCGUCGGGCGGUCUGCGUGCUGUACAGUGACGCCAUACAGUACGACGUACUGGACCUGGACGCUGAGAUGGCUGAAGAAGAAGAUGAGGAUGACGAUGAGGUGGGUGGUGAAUAG
Molecule: messenger RNA, 2559 nt
Organism: Aspergillus tanneri
Lineage: Eukaryota; Fungi; Ascomycota; Eurotiomycetes; Eurotiales; Aspergillaceae
Product: putative anaphase-promoting complex component Cut20/Apc4
Exons: 7
Coding region: 1-2559 (852 amino acids)
Biological process (GO): anaphase-promoting complex-dependent catabolic process; protein K11-linked ubiquitination; positive regulation of mitotic metaphase/anaphase transition
Cellular component (GO): nuclear periphery; anaphase-promoting complex
Molecular function (GO): protein binding
Source: RefSeq, a predicted model, not a curated record